Pararge aegeria (speckled wood butterfly) is the source of this 1677-nucleotide messenger RNA. It is a transcript of the gene TTLL15, whose product is annotated as probable tubulin polyglutamylase ttll-15. The coding region runs from base 46 to 1629 and encodes 527 amino acids. The transcript has 7 exons. Gene Ontology annotation, biological process: protein modification process. Lineage: Eukaryota; Metazoa; Arthropoda; Insecta; Lepidoptera; Nymphalidae. The record is from RefSeq and is a predicted model, not a curated record.
UAUUUCAAGUAUCUUUUUAUUUAAGUGCAAGUUACUAUAACAAGGAUGAAAAAGGGUCAUAGCUCAAUUUCUAGCAAGACCAAACCAUUACUGGAUAAGAACGAAAACGUUUCCGAAAUAAAUGCCCCGGAGGAAAACAUCCUGAACAUAUCUACUAACCAAUCUAUUAGAAAUGACACAAUCAUAAAUGUAUUCCUUAUAAUAUGUAUAGUCGGUGUAUCUUUAGCUAUACUGUUGGAAAUAAUAAAUGUACAAAAUAGGAGAGGAACUGUUUCCAAAGACAAUGUAGAAAACAGAAGGUCUUAUUGGGUGUAUUCUGCCUACAACGAUGUUGAAAACAAGAAUGGAUUGCUCAAACACGUCCAUCUGGUGUUAGAAAGACUUGGUUUCGAGAAGCGCACGAACAAAACUUCCUGGACAUUGCUUUGGUCUCACGAUUACCCGUUCAGGGUUUUAUAUCCGAAUUUGCAUAGAUUAAAAACUUAUCAGAAGUUAAACCAUUUCCCUGGAACAGGUUUCAUCACAAACAAAGUGGAUUUAGCGACGUCUGAUUCCAAAUUUAUUCCCCGAGCGUAUAAAAUACCCAAAAAUAAGAAGGAGUUUUUGGAAUACGCCGGAGAAAAUAGAAAUGCAGUGUUUUUGGAAAAGCACAAUCAACAUCGAGGUGUGUACUUAAAGAACGUGACCGCAAUUGAUUUGUCAAGCGGCGAAAGUUUUGUCCAGGAGUACGUGCAAAAACCGUUCUUAGUGGACGGCCAUAAGUUCGACAUUGGCGUGUACGUGGCACUCACUUCUGUAAAUCCUUUGAGAGUGUACUGGUAUAAAGGAGACGUUUUAUUCAGAUAUUGUCCUGCGAAGUACUACCCAUUUGACCCAAAAAACCUGGACAAAUAUGUGGUGGGUGAUGACUACCUGCCUACAUGGGAGGUCCCGUCUCUGGCUCAUCCUUACACCUCACUGGGGUUUAGCAUGAAAGAAGCUUUCGACCAUUAUGCUAGGUCUAAGGGCAAGAACUCAACCAGAAUGUGGGACGAUGUGCAGGAAGCGAUCACCGAAGUCUUUGUCAAGAAAGAACACCAUAUCAUCAGUGCACUUAAAAACUACCCAUCCCAAGACAACUUCUUCGAGCUGAUGCGAUUCGACCUGGUAGUGGACGAAGACUUCAAAGUUUAUCUGCUAGAAGCUAACAUGUCUCCUAACUUGAGCUCCGCACACUACCCACCGAACCAGCUGCUGUACGAACAGGUUCUCUUCAACUUGUUCUCACUGGUUGGACUUGCAACGUAUAUGAACGAUAGCAACGAGGACCAGGGGACCAGAAAUAUGUUAUCAUCACAGAAGAAUAUAGCGGUUUACAGUGAAGAAUGCAGUUCCAUUUGUAAGGACAGUUGCGAAGUUUCAGACAAAUGCAGUCUUUGUAGACACUGUAUAAGCAUUAGGCUGAGAAAUAGUUUGCUGGUUGCAUAUAGAGAAAACCUGGGUAAAGGAGAUUAUAGAAGAUUAUUUCCGCCUGCUAUGAAACCAAAUCAAAAUACUGAUAAGAAGAUAAAGAAUAUGACUCAAAUCAACGGACUACAAUAUCUUUGGUACCAAGGGAAGUGCAAUACAGAUGUCACAUGGUGUGUGUAAUUCAUGAUAAUCGUCAACCACAUAAAGUUCUACUACUGUAUACAAACA